UGUGCAUGCAGAAUGUCCGAUGAGGGUUCAGAACAAUCAUUGGAGCAACGUUUGCUCGACGAGUCGGAGCCCGAAGACUUCGGGGGUAAAACCUCUGACGAAGAUGAAGAUUUCAUGACGGAAAUGGAUGAGGAAAACACCGAUAGCGAGGAUGAAGACGAUGAUCUCGGUGCGGAAACGAGCUGCCAGCAACAACGUGCGUUGAAUGUUCGCUGCUCCCGUGGUAGGCCGAUCUCGCGUAUGGCGGGAAAAGACGGUUAUACCUGGAGUAGAAAAGCGGCUCGUACCUCAGAUCGGUUUUCAACAACGCAUGUCAACAUCCCGGGGCCUAAAAAUGAUGCGAAAAAUUGCAAAUCAAUCGAGGAAUUUUUCAAAAUCCUCUUUUCGCAACAAAUGAGAGAUCGGAUAGUACACUACACUAAUAUAAAGAUUCAAAAAGUUUUGGACGCUGUAGUCGUGAGUCAGAAUAUACUCCAAACAUAUCAUAUGCUCACAUAUUCAGUUGAAAUCAACGCUUUCAUUGGACUCCUUUUAUACAUGGGAAUUUGGAAAGCUAAUCGGGUUAGUGUGAAAGAUCUCUGGUCUCAGGAGGAGGGUUACGGCAUCUAAAAGUAAUCCUGAAAAACUGAACAAGUCCCGCAAGAUAUUAGACCAGAAUUCCAAAAACGCGUCCGAUGUGGUCUAUGCAAUCACGGAGAUGAUCAUAAGACGAAGCACCAGUGUGCGGGAUGCCAAAGGGCUAUGUGCGGCAUACAUCGGAUGUAUUUAUGUAUUGAUCGUGGAAGAAAUGAAUAAAAAAAAUAUGUUUUCAGUGU
This is a messenger RNA of Venturia canescens, 815 nucleotides long. RefSeq lists its product as uncharacterized. Bases 13 to 609 code for a protein of 198 amino acids. The record is from RefSeq and is a predicted model, not a curated record. NCBI's taxonomy places the organism in Eukaryota, Metazoa, Arthropoda, Insecta, Hymenoptera, Ichneumonidae. The transcript has 2 exons.